Mya arenaria is the source of this 6969-nucleotide messenger RNA. RefSeq lists its product as uncharacterized. The transcript is spliced from 13 exons. The record is from RefSeq and is a predicted model, not a curated record. Lineage: Eukaryota; Metazoa; Mollusca; Bivalvia; Myida; Myidae. Bases 149 to 5287 code for a protein of 1712 amino acids.
UGCAUAAUUGUAACAGGCGAAAUGCUGCUAACAUUUUCAAUAUGAAGUUUUAUACAGUGCGUUUAAAAUAAAAAAGCAAAUAAGGAAUUACGAAAAAGACCUAAGAACGUUUAUCAUAAUAUGUGUGAUUUUAACAAAAACAGCAACGAUGAGUUUUGUGUUCAAUGGAAAGUCGACAGAGCUGAAUGAGAGUGUUUUCACAAAGCUGAAGGCGCUUUGUCAUCCCAUCAAGAUCGGUGGAGCAGCGUUUCUUUCUGAGGUCGCUGUCCCUUUUUACAACCAACCCCUUGUGAUAUGUACGCGAAACAAGGCUUUGGACACAGCUCUGACGGACACAGAUAUUACGACUUGCCUCGAGCAUUGUGUAUUGCAUUUUGCCAUUGUUCCACAGUUGGCGUUCUACAGAGAUGGAAAACGAGUCAGCUACAUUUCUCCCUACUUCCGUGGAGGAAACCUGAAGAACGCCAAAGCACUGUCAUGGAGGGAUCGGUUACGAAUACUUUACCACAUAUCUUGCGCCAUAGAUUACCUUCAUAAACCUCCGUGUGAUGGGAGAACACCGGUUGCCCAUGGCGGAAUUUCCAGGAAGAAUAUUGUGUUGGACGAACAAAACAAUGCCCGACUGUUGUACUAUGGACCGAAUGAUAUUGGUGAGGCCUACCGUACGGGUGACAUUGAACGGGAUAAGGCAAAGGAUUGGGAGGACUUUAAACAAGUGUUCCAAGAGAUGUUCCCCGAGAACGACAGAUCUCCAAUAAUGAUUGAUAAACUCAAGAUACUGGAGCCGGACCGGAAUAUCAAAGCAGAGCUGACGGCAUUGCUGAGGAAUAAAGCUAUCAUACGAUGGGUACGGCAGAAUGCAGAUGACAAAAGAAAGUGCGAAAUCUGUUUUGUCAACGACUAUGAGCCAUUUUGCAACGAGCUUAAACAUGACUUGUGUAAGGACGAUAUCAAAAUACAUAUGUGUGUUGGCUGUUUGUGGAACUGGCGAUACAAUCCUGUCAAGUGCCAUAGCUGUGAUCAACCAAAAAUACAAUCCCCUGUCGGUGACGGAUGGGGUGCAAUAAUGAUAGCCGGGUCAGAAGAAAGCUUUCAGAGUGACAUCGAAGAGAUGAUGACGCAAGUGAUCACAAACCCGACUUGCAUGGGAGUGAGAGGCGAUACUACAGUUGUAGUGCAAAAGUCGGACAAACCGUAUCAUAGCCAACUAGACAAGGCGUUCAAAAGGAUGAGAAGUCUAGCUAUUAGCACGCUCGUGUUAAUGAUCUCUGGCCACCAUGGAAAUGGCAAAUUUCGUUUGGAUACAGGAAUAUUCCUUACUGACGAUGAUCUCAUUCAUGAAAUAAACGUACUGACGAACAUAACCAAAGUAAUAUUGUUCCUUGACGGUUGUCAUUUAGACAAGUUCCAUAACAAGUUUGGUGAUAAAGUUGUUUUACAGUUUAACGCUGUGAUGAGCCACCAAACAGCAACAGCACCUAGCCUAGAAGGAAGUUAUUUUAUUAAACAAAUCGUCAGGGCCUUCAAAACAGAUUUGGACAAAAUAACAAUCCGAAACGAUGACCUGGCAGAUUAUAUAUCGGAAAAAGGACAACAUGAUAAAACGUCAACGAAUUUUGCGAAUACAAACGGAAUAUGUGAUCGUAUAGUGGCAUUUCGUACACAUGGUUUGUCUUUUGCAACGAUGCUAGAUGAUGCAUUGAAACUUUCACCGCUGAUAGUUUUGAAGACAAGACUGAUCAAGUAUAUAUUGCACGCGUACUCAACGAUUCCACUGAACCCAAUCCUGCAGCACAAACAUUCUAAGUUGGUUGACUUCUACGAACCUACAAAAAUGACAACCACAAUCGAGGAGACUGAACAUAAAGAUAGUAAAACCCGAAAGCCUUAUGAUGUACCAAAAACAGUUCAAAUGGAUCUAUCCAAAAUUGAGGAAUUGUUCAUCUCAAAUCAAUCUUACGGUUACAAAAGCCCAUCAAACACAAACAGAGUUUACAUCUCAGGUGAAGCCGGAAUGGGUAAGACCUCUUUUAGUCAAUAUUUGGCUUUAGCUUGGUGUGCUGUUCAUGGUGAGACUGAGGAGUGUGUGAGUAUGAGAGAGAAAAUGAAGAAGUUUAAACACUUUAAUGACAUUGAGUAUCUGAAACAGACACAGCUGCUAUUUCUACUUCAUUUGCGAAAGUUUGAGAAUGAAUCUGAUUGCAAGAAAAUGUUGAGAACAUACCUGCAAUCAGAUCUAGGAUACUCUAAUGAAGAUAUCAACGAACUGUUGUCUGAUAUAAACAGUCCAAAGACUGUAUUAUUAAUGGAUGGACUUGAUGAAUGGAAAUGUAAAGCAACUAAAAUGCCAUUGUAUACUUCAGUAUCCGACGCAAUUAUCAUUUGCACGUCCAGACCUUGGAAGAUAGAUUCCUGUGUUAUCGCACGACUGCAGGAUUACAACAAAGUAGUCAUCACUGGUAUCGGGUUUGAUUCUGUAGGAAAUCUUGUCCGCAAUGUAACGAACUGUUUUAGACUAGAACGCAUUGCUGUUCGUGACAAUACUUCGGACUUCAUUCAAACGCUUCGCGAUAAAGAACUGAGAACAAUUCUUAAUCUCAACGCGUCAGCAUCACGUGAGGUGCUCAUGAUACCUGUGCUUAUUCUUCUACUCUUGUGUCUCUGGCAUGAUGGGAAAGAUUUUGGAAGUACACGUACACAAGUUUAUAUAAACAUGGCUGAGGCUCUGUUACGUCGUAUGAAGAAAAAACAGGGUUUACAAUACAAAGAAACAACUAGCGAUUAUCAGUUACCAGUUUUGUUUAGAACUAUGGAGGCAAAAUGCUGUAUCGAACAAAGCGAAAACAUCGCAAAACUAUCAGAAAUAGCAUUUUGUUUGCUGUUCACUGGACAAACAGAACACUCUCUUCAGUUCUCAAAUAAGGACCUUAGUCGUUUAGGGUUGUCUGUGAGAGAAAAUCUAGAAAUUGAAAAAAUGUUUAAGGAUAUAAAGCAGUUUUGUUUAAACUCUGGAAAUAUUCGAGGAACAACCAGAAUGUCGAGUUCAAGUCAGGAUAAAAUAUAUAGUUUUAUCCACAAAUCGUAUCAGGAGUUUUUUGCAGCCUUACAUAUCGUUGCACAAAAUUGUGAUCAACACAUAUGUCAGGAAAUAGAGGCAAAUACCACAUCGCUACAAGAUGUGGUUGACUUGACGAACGUCUUCGACUUUGUAUGUGAAUUUGAUUCAAACUGCAUAGAAUCAAUGGUGUCAUUGAUAGAUGAGCUAACAACAAAACAUGCAAUGCAGACUGAUGAUUACAGGAGAAUCAACUUUAUUAAGACGAUGCAGGGUAUUAUUUUUGAAAGCUGUUUUAAGAAUAUAAAGGAAGGUAAAGUGUCGAUCAAUCUUUCGAACCUUGUUCUCAAUGGUUCAGAUAGGAAAACUGUAUUACGAAAUGGAGAACUCAUGAAUCUCCUAAGAACCAAUGAAAACAAAAUUGAAAGACAUCAUUUGGAAAUUACCUUGAACAAAACGUUUGGUAUUCUUUGUUUAACUAAUUUGUCCUUAUCAAGUGACAUGGACGUUUCUCAAUUUGAUAUGGAAGAGCUUAGACUGGUCAAAGUAAGGACAGAGUUCGUGAAUCUGAGUAAAGUUCAACGUCUCAAACGGAUUGAAAUUUGCUUAAAUGAACCAACCACUGUCUCCAUACAAUUCCAAGAUGCAAAAAAACUCAAUUAUCUCAAACUGAAGAACUGUUCCCUGUCUGGCCCAUUGGACCUCUCUCAGUGUCCACUGAAGGAGCUGAAGCUGAAUAUGACAAAGGUGGAGACAGAAACACUUGUUAUAACUAGUUGUGUACAGAAAUGUGAAGCAUUGAACAUGUGUUGUCCAUUUGACUUUACUAAUGCGAUCAAACUUACUAAUCUUAAUGUCAUGUCGUGUUCCCUUCCUGGCCCUCUGGACCUAUCUCAGUGUCCACUUCAUGAGCUGAAGCUUUAUGAGGUUCAGACAGAGAAGGUGGUCACAGGUUGUGUGGAGACAUGUACGGUACGGCAUAUGAAUUGCUCGUUUGAAUUUAUGAAUGCAAUCGAACUAACCAAUCUUAGUAUGAUGGACUGUUCAAUUCAAGGCUCAUUGGACCUGUCUAAGCGUCAACUUGUGGAGCUGAAUCUUCAAAGGGUUAAGACAAAGAAGAUGGUCACAGGUUGUGUGGAGACAUGUAAGGUUGUCGAUAUGAAUUGUUCAUUUGUAUUUACGAAAGCAAACAAACUCAGUAUGAAAGACUGUUCCCUUCCUGACUCAUUGGACCUGUCUGAGUGUUCACUUGAGGAGUUGACGUUAUAUAAUGUUGAGACUCAAAAUGUUGUCACAGGUUGUGUAAAGACAUGUACGGUAAUGCGUAUGAAUUGUUUAUUUGAAUUUACGAAUCCAAAGACACUGACCAAUCUCAGUAUGCAAUCGUGUUCUAUUCCUGGCCAACUGGACCUGUCUCAGUGUCCACUUGAAGAGCUGACUUUGCAAACAUGUUCACUGUCAGGCCAACUGGACCUGUUUAAGUGUCCGAUAAAGAAGCUGACUAUUCAAAAAUGUUUUUUGGCAGGCAUACUGGACCUUUCUCACUAUCAGUUAGAGACGCUGAUUCUUGAUGCGAUUAACAUAAAAGAGGUGGUUACAUUUAGUAUGGAGACAUGUACGGUAGGGAAUAUGGAUUGUCUAUUUGAAUUUUCGAAUGCAGUCAACCUGACCAAUCUCAGUAUAAUUUCGUGUUCUCUCCCCGGCCCGCUGGACCUAUCUCAUUGUCCGCUGAAGAAGUUUAAUAUGGAAAAAUGUUCACUGUCUGGCCAACUUGAUCUAUCUCAUUGUUCACUGGAGCUACUGAUACUGAAUCGUGUGACAGCAGAGAAGGUCACUAUUGGUUGUGUGAAUACAUGUUUCUUAAAGAGCAUGUCUUGUUCUUGGCAGUUAGUACAUUGCGGAGUACAGAAUUGUAUCCAUGAUCAGCCAUUGACAAUAUUUGAGUUAAAAGAAGCUUGUGACUUAACGUCAACCAUUGAACUGUCAAAAUCAUCGAUUGAACAUUUAAUAUUGAAUGAACCCAACAUAUCCCCGCCCGUGUUUGAAGACCAGAUGAGGCACAUUUACAGCUUGUCCCGACAUAUGACGUGUACGGUGAGGGGAUUGAAGAAGUUCUGGGAGAAGAUGGAUGUUGGAAAGAAAUUAAUGGAAGCUAUUGAAAAGAUGAAGACUGAUGGAAGGUUUUCCGUAAAACAGAACUCUCGGACUGUCACUAUAAGAACUAGACACUAAAUAAUGCAACGACCUCGACCAGGUCACAAUUAUGGUGUAGGAAGACAGGGUGUACUUUGAGAGCAGUGAUGAGGGAUAGAUAGUAAAGCCAGUGCUACCGAUGUACGAUUAACUACGCAGUUAAAUAAAAAAAAACUAAAACAACAUAGCUUUUUCUAAACGAAUUCAUAGCAAUGUGAUAUAUUAUUAGCAUUGUCUAACAUUUCAAACUGACGUUCACUUAAAUAGCAGAAAUAAAAACUUUAUUAUUUAAAAAAAGGUUAAACGACACUAAACAAAACUUUUAACUAGAACAGUACACGCUUGUCUUCAAUUCCUUAUUCUAUGCUAUUAAAAUGGAUAGUGUGUGUGUGUGUGUGUGUGUGCGUGUGCGUGUGCGUGUGCGUGUGCGCGUGCGCGUGCGCGUGCGCGUGCGCGUGUGCGUGUGCGUGUGUGUGUGUGUGUGUUUUCUAAUGAUACGUAUGUGCCCGUGAUUGUGUUAUGUUGCAAACAGUGUGUUUUAGAUAUGUUACGAAUCCUCGUCUGUUUCUUAAUGUUUUCCUGAUCCAAUUCUGGCUUCUCAUACUUCGUCAUGUAUUUAUACGUAUAGUUCUUAAAAAUGCAUUUAUUAACAUAACACAAUGGGUGAUAUGAUGAAUGAUGUAUUCAUUUUUUUACGAAUAAAUGUUGUAGACCUUUUAUCAUUCAUUACAGUGCUUUUGUACUCUGCAUUAACUGUUCAUUUGGGUUCAUUUUAUUAAAAAACAAUCGUUUAAGUAGCAGGUUCUUUUGCGGCAACAUUGCUGCGCAAAAUGAAACAUGUUUGUGCAUGUAAUAAGAGGACUUUUACUAUAUAAUUAUUAGGUUGUCCACAACUCAGUCCAUAUACCAAAUUCACAGUACUUUGAUGUUGCUUGUUAAUUUCGUUUAGAUGUGUGUUGUUUUUACAAAUUGCGAUAAAAAAGGAAAGUGUUAAUUGUCAUUUCUUAUUGUAAAUGUAUUGUUGUAUCUCUAACAAUGAAUAUGUUUUUUGGUAAAAAGCAAAUGGUGUUUUGAGGGAAACUUUAGUAUUCCCCCCCCCCAAAAAAAAAAAACAGUUUAUACGAUUAAUUGGUAUUUAGAAAAAAAAUGGUAAACACAAUGGGGUCCAAUGAAAGUCAAACUUGUUUACAGUUAUAGAGAUAUGCUGUAAUAGAUAUCAGAUUUCAGAUUUUAGAUUUAAACAUUUCAAAUAUCCAAUUGAUAUUUUAUUGAUAGAAUCGCAAAAGGUCGUACAUUGAAGCAAAGAAAUAAUUCGGCUUUUGAAUAAUCAAAAGAAAUACAGAUGACAUUUGAAUGCACUUUGAUGUGUUUAUAUGUCAUGUACAUUUUCACUGUUUUGUAAAUUAAAUUUGAAAAAGCGAAAGUCAAAAAGUAACACCUUGUACUAAGAUCAAUUAUGUAAUUAUGUUUGGUUAUUUUAAAGACGAAAAUUAUGGAAUACGCUAUGUUGACAUGUAGAUAUCAUUGUUUGUAUUGCAUAUGACAGACGCUUAUUAUGAUUGUAAACAUAUAUUAUUUGAUGUAGUUUAAAUCAUAGAUCAUUUUUGACAGAAACAAAUAAAAAAGGUCUAAACUAUUCGAACGUAGUGUGUGUACAUGAUAAAAUUGUAAUUGCUAUUUUUCGAUAUUGUUUAUAUAUUAAAAAAUGUUAUUUAACAAAA